AUGUGGGAGCUACUGACGCUCUUGAUGCUCAGUCUCACCUACUUCUUUUGGCCCAAGCUAAAGUCCCGUGGUGCCAAGUACCCCAAAAGCCUCCCGUCCCUGCCCCUGGUGGGCAGCCUGCCGUUCCUCCCCCGGGAUGCCCAGCAACACUUGAACUUCUUCAACCUGCAGAAGAAAUACGGCCCCAUCUAUUCCUUUCGGCUGGGCUCCAAGACAACAGUGAUGGUUGGUCACCACCAGCUGGCCAAGGAGGUGCUGAUCAAGAAGGGCCGGGAGUUCUCUGGGCGGCCCCGCAUGACAACGCUGGACAUCCUGUCAGACAACCAGAAGGGUGUCGCUUUCGCGGACCACGGUGCCCAUUGGCAGCUGCAUCGGAGGCUGGUGCAGGCUACCUUCACCCUCUUCAAGGACGGCAGCCAGAAGCUGGAGAAGACCAUCUGUCGGGAAGUCCGUUUACUGUGCGAUUCCCUGGCCACCCAGGAUGGGAAGUCCUUAAAUCUGUACGAGCCCAUCUUCAUGGCGAUGACCAACGUCAUCAGCGAGUGCUGCUUCAGCCUCUCUUACAAGCGCAGGGACCCGGAACUCCAAACCAUACAGAUAUACAAUGCUGGCAUCCUGGAGGCUCUGAGCCAUAACACUAUUGUGGACGUCUUCCCUGGGCUAAAGAUUUUCCCUAAUAAAACCCUGGAAAAGAUGAAGAGCUGUGUUAAAAUUCGAAAUGAACUGCUGAAUAAAAUCUUUGAAAACUACAAGGAGACCUACACCGGCGACUCAACCAGGAAUAUGCUGGACAUACUGAUCCAAGCCAAGAUGAACCUGGACAAUAACAACGCCGCCUCGAACCAGAACUCCACACUGCUUUCCGAUGAGCAUAUUCUGGGCACCAUAGGCGACAUCUUUGGGGCCGGCGUGGAGACCACCGUGUCCACGACGCAGUGGCUGAUCGCCUACCUGCUCCAUCACCCUCAGCUGAUGAAGAGGAUCCAGGAGGAGAUUGACCAGAAUGUGGGUUUCAACCGGACGCCGACGAUCGGUGACCGGCACCGCCUCCUGCUGCUGGAGGCCACCAUCCGUGAGGUGCUCCGCAUCAGGCCCGUGGCCCCGCUGCUCAUCCCCCACAAGGCCAUUGUUGACUCCAGCAUCGGUGACUAUGCCGUGGACAAGGACACAAAUAUCAUCAUCAACCUGUGGGCACUGCAUCACGAUGAGAAGGAGUGGGCCCAGCCCGACCAGUUCAGACCCGAGCGCUUCUUGGACCAGACCCGGAGCCACCUCAUCAAUCCCUCCAUGAGCUACCUGCCCUUCGGGGCGGGUCCCCGCUCCUGCCUGGGCGAGCUCUUGGCCCGCCAGGAGAUCUUCCUGACCAUCGCCUGGAUGCUGCAGCGGUUCGACCUGGAGGUCCCAGAUGACAGCCCGCUGCCCUGCCUGGACGGGCAGCUCAAGGUGGUCUUCCUGAUCGAAGCUUUCAAAGUGAAGGUCAAGAUACGCCAGGCCUGGCGAGAGGCCCAGGGCGAGGGGAGCCUCUGA
Molecule: messenger RNA, 1527 nt
Organism: Sorex araneus (European shrew)
Lineage: Eukaryota; Metazoa; Chordata; Mammalia; Eulipotyphla; Soricidae
Product: steroid 17-alpha-hydroxylase/17,20 lyase
Exons: 8
Coding region: 1-1527 (508 amino acids)
Biological process (GO): progesterone metabolic process; hormone biosynthetic process
Molecular function (GO): heme binding; iron ion binding; steroid 17-alpha-monooxygenase activity
Source: RefSeq, a predicted model, not a curated record